UGACUCUUCACUGCUGCCCCGCGACGUUCUUUUGGGCUCACCACUACUACAGCUAUACAACAGAGCAGCGUCCGCUUUUGGCAUGUUGCGAAGCCAUCUGAGAGCUCUUAUAGCAUUUUAGCAUCUCUUGACGUGAGAGCAACGCUCCGAUCGGCGCCCACUCCAGACACAUCUCGGGUCUUGCGAGGGCUCUGCACCUCAUCCUCCUGCUCAUGGGCCCCCACGCCACCUCGGCGCCCUCGACGGGCCUCCAGGCCCUCAUUCUCUGCGGGCCUGGCUCAUCGUUUCCGACAUUUACGUCGAACCCGGACGAGAACCCCAAGGCGUUGCUGCCAAUCGCCAACCGUCCUAUGGUGUGGUAUCCCAUUGACUUCUGCUUGAGAACUGGCAUCACCGGUAUGUGUCGCGGGGGCACCUUGCCCCCCUCUCCCCCACCACCCAUGGACAGCCUCUGUGUCAUACGAAGAGCACAGAGAGCAACCUGUAGUUCUACAUCCUCAGUCGCUGACAAUGGCCAGACAUCACAUUGAUAUGUCCUCCCUCUGCUUCCCAAGCUCUCACCGCAGCCAUGAACACAAACCCGUACCUCACUGGGCUGCCUCUUCCGCGGCCAGAUAUUCUUGCUCCCGCAGACUUGGACCAGAACACUGGAACCGCCGAGAUCUUACGCCUUCCCGAAGUUCGCGAGCUCAUCCAGUCCGACUUUGUCAUUCUGCCGUGCGACCUGAUCUGUGAGCUGGCAGGAGAGAAGCUGCUUCAAGCAUGGAUGGUCAAGUCGGCCAGCCCGACAGAUCUUCUGAGCGAUAGCAAUUUGACGAAUGGCCACCUGGCCCGUCAUAAUGGCGGGUUGACCGUGUGGUACAAUACGAAAUCUACGGUCACGGUCAAGGGAGAGGAAACAGACUUUGUUGCGACGACGCCUCUGCCACCAUCACCGAUCGCAUCGCCGCGAGGAUCAGUCUUUCAGCACAUGUCCAAGUUGGUGUACUCGAUCCCGACGGACUCACUCAACGACAUCACCGAAGAGCGGAAGUCCCUGCCACUCAGGCACGCGCUCUUGCGGGCCAACCCCCGUGCGCGGAUGCACACGACCAAGCGGGACGCCCAUAUAUACGUCUUUCCCCGAUGGGUUCUUGAUUUCGUCAAGGAGAAUGACCGUCUCGAGAGCAUUGGCGAGGACGUUGUAGGCUGGUGGGCAAAGGCGCAAUGGCAGGAGGGCCUCGCCGAGAAGCUGCAUUUUGAUUCGUUUUGCGGCACGAGUGGCGCUGCUGAUGACGACAAUGAGUCAACGCCUGAAAGCAUAUCAUUGUCUAAGGAGUCAAGCACUGCUGGUCAAUCCUCGUCAGGGACUCCGUCACAGCGGCAAAUACAGGGCAUUGACAGUCUUCAGCUGCAGGGGAAGGGCGAUGCGCCGCUCCGUGGCUGUGAGGUACCACCAAUCCUCGCUUACAUACCCGGCAUCCACGGCCAGGACGCAGCUCCUCUCAUUCGGCGAGUCGAUACGGCGCAAUUGCUUUUGGCCAUCUCUCUGCAGCUGGCGAAGCUCCCCUCGAUCGAAGAGGCCGGGCCGGAUGCCGCGUCACCGUUCGCACAUCCCAAGAAAGUCGCGUAUCCGGAAGGUGUUAAGCCCCGAACCACCAUCACGAAGCAGGACAGCCUGAUUGGCGAGAAUGUAACGGUGGAGGAGAAGACGUCGAUAAAGGAGACGGUUGUCGGCGCGGGCUGCCAGAUCAAGGAAGGCGCCAAGCUGUCGCAGUGCCUGCUCAUGGAUGGCGUCGUUGUCGGCAAGGGCUGCAAGCUCACCAAGUGUAUCCUCGGCAAGCGGUGCGUCAUUGGGGACGGGUCGGUACUGACGGAUUGCGAGGUGCAAGAGAAUCUCCUCGUGGAGGCGAGAACCGAGGACAAGGACAACAAGCUGAUGAGCUCCGAGGGUCUGGAGGCUACCGAGGCGGAAAUGGAGGAGGUCCUUCAGGAGGUGGACGAAGAGGUGGCCGCCGUUGCGGACGCGGCCAUGGUCGACUAGCGGCUACAGUAGCGCAACAAGACAACCGCUGCCGUUGAGGCUAAUGGCGACUUCGGCCCAUUAUCGUCGAAGCACCGCGCGUCGAUACCACUGACUCCGUGCCCGACGACAAGGACUGCUGCUGACUCGGUCGAUGGCUGCAUGCCAUGGCGGGUGUUGUUGCCACACCACAGCCGACGGUGCGCGGCCGGUCCCCAUAACAGACAGUGUUGACGGGGACGCCGUCGGCGUGUUCGGGUGUGCCGGACGCGAGUCCCUGCGAGGAACAGACGCUUGAAGCCAUCACCGCUCUCGUCUUGUUUGGCCCAAGAUGCGGGUGUGCGUGGAUUUGCCGGCUGCAGCGGGAGGGACCCAAGACAGACCAGGGCUCACUUGGCCGCAUAGUAGUACUAUAUCCAUGUCAUGGCACAGGGCGGAGCCUCGUCACACGGUCCCAGGCCGGCGGUUACGAUGCGGACGGUGUGACCUUGGGAUCAGCACGUUUAGAGUUCGCAGCUACAGCUGGAAAUUCAGAUGGCGCUGUCCAUUGCUACUACCUUGUACGCAGCACGUACGUCGGAGUGCAGCAGCGAGUGAGUGCGUGCGUGCGUGCGUGCGUGCGUGAGUGAGCU
Purpureocillium takamizusanense is the source of this 2634-nucleotide messenger RNA. RefSeq names its product Translation initiation factor eIF-2B subunit gamma, variant 3 (gene GCD1). NCBI's taxonomy places the organism in Eukaryota, Fungi, Ascomycota, Sordariomycetes, Hypocreales, Ophiocordycipitaceae. Gene Ontology annotation, biological process: cytoplasmic translational initiation. The transcript has 2 exons. Bases 569 to 2023 code for a protein of 484 amino acids. Gene Ontology annotation, molecular function: translation initiation factor activity; guanyl-nucleotide exchange factor activity. The record is from RefSeq and is a predicted model, not a curated record. Gene Ontology annotation, cellular component: eukaryotic translation initiation factor 2B complex; guanyl-nucleotide exchange factor complex.